Molecule: messenger RNA, 2087 nt
Organism: Myripristis murdjan (pinecone soldierfish)
Lineage: Eukaryota; Metazoa; Chordata; Actinopteri; Holocentriformes; Holocentridae
Gene: phf6
Product: PHD finger protein 6
Exons: 11
Coding region: 175-1263 (362 amino acids)
Cellular component (GO): nucleus
Molecular function (GO): histone binding; histone deacetylase binding
Source: RefSeq, a predicted model, not a curated record
UCUCGUUUAGUUAUCGAGGCUGACUUGACAUUAGUGUGAAAAGCACGAUCAGUUCUCAGAAAGGACGGAAAGGAACACACUCAGUCACGGGAACAUUUUUGCGUCUAUUCGCUGUCUUGCGUGAAAAGAGUAUCGGUCCAGACAGAAACUUGGCACACACAAGAGUAGUUGGCCAUGUCGGGACAGAGGAAAGGAGCUGCAUCACGGCUGCCUAAAUGUGCCUUCUGCAGAACCAACCGGGACAAGGAGUGCGGCCAGCUGCUGGUGUCUGACAACCAGAAGGUGGCAGCCCACCACAAGUGCAUGCUUUUCUCCUCUGCCCUGGUCACAUCUCACUCAGACAGUGACAACAUCGGAGGAUUUUCCAUUGAGGAUGUGAAAAAGGAGAUCAAAAGGGGGAACAAAUUGAUGUGUUCCUCGUGUCACCGACCCGGCGCUACCAUCGGCUGUGAUGUGAAGACGUGCCGGAGGACAUAUCACUACUACUGCGCUCUGAAGGACAGAGCCCAGAUCAAAGAGAAUCCUUCACAAGGGAUUUACCUUGUGUACUGUCGCAAACACCGGGAUGCCUCACAGGAUGAUGUUCAAGAUGAAGAGGCAGGUGUGGCCAACGAUUCAGACUCCUCGCCUCCACAAAGUCGGGGCCGAGGAAGGUUUGAAAAGGGGAGAGCCAAGGUCGGAUCUCGUGGCCAGUCAGAAGACACCCGGUCCACCUCCUCGCAGGGCGCGGACGAGGAGAGUUCAUCCCAUCGGGACCGGUCACCUCUGAGGACCAGCCCAGGGGACGGUGGGCAACGCUGUGGCUUCUGCCACGCCGGGGAGGAGGAAAAUGAAACGAGAGGAAUGCUCCAUGCUGAUAACUCCAAAAAAGUUGCUGCACACUACAAGUGCAUGCUUUUUUCAUCUGGGACGGUCCAGCUGACCACCACUUCACGGGCUGAAUUUGGAAACUUCGAUGUCAAAACAGUCAUCCAGGAAAUCAAAAGGGGGAAAAGAAUGAAAUGUACUCUCUGCACUCAGUUGGGAGCUACCAUCGGGUGUGAAAUCAAAGCUUGUGUGAAGACCUACCACUACCACUGCGGCCUGCAGGACAAAGCCAAGUACAUUGAAAACAUGGCCCGUGGCAUCUACAAGCUGUACUGUAAGAACCACAGCGGCAAUGAGGAGCGGGAUGAGGAAGACGAGGAGCGGGAGAAUCGCAGCAGAGAGCGGGCAGCAAUCGACCACAGAGGGACACUGCCCUCACAAGUGAACGGCAACUAGGUGGGAGAUGGAUGUGAAAUGGGGAAGAAAGGAAGAGCUCGAUGAUGGUGGAGAGAUAUUUUUGAUACUCUUUGAUAGCCGGCUCACAAAGUCAUGGUGAACAAGCUCAUGGUUUCUUCCAGUAGACAGACACAGUGGUCCAAGGCGCACCCGUUGUCUUCUUCAUGAACCCUGCUUUGAGAUAACUGGAUGAGCUUUUUCACAAACUGGUGGCACUCUGCAGAGAGCGAAGGAUUGCUGCAGGAUAAUAAAAAGCCAUGGCUAUUUUUUUCCCAAGUGUCAGUCGUGGGCUCAGUUUAGAGUACAUGUAAUAUUACCAUGAAGUAAGAGCUGAAUGGACUGAUCUGUUGAUUGUCUCUCGCUGCCCAUAUCCCCCCCACAGUUUACAUGACCCACACUUGCCCAAAACAGAAACAUUCUUCCUCUUCCUUAGCUUCUAAAAAGACUCACUUUUAAGAGGGGUCUGUUUGUUACUAGUCUCUGAAGUUGUGCAGUUUGAUUACUUUGUUUCUGUAAUCGUCUUAAGAAAAUCUCUUUUCAUGUUAGCCUUUCUUUCUUGAUAUGUAAUAUUUUGCUACUGUAUUAUCACCAUGAGUAAUUUUUGAAUAUCUGGAUUUCAGACAGUCACACUUAAAAAGUUUUUGCCAGCAUGCACUUGGAUUUUUUCCACUGUUAAAGGUGGCAUUUUUUUUAUUUAGAUGCUAAAGGGCAAUGUAGAGCUCUUUAGAGGAGUUGGCCUGACUUUGUUUGUUGUACUGUUCCUUGUAUCUCUUCAAAUGUAUCCACGAAUGAUUGGAAAUAGAAAAGAUUUUAUUUUACACAAG